ACUAUGAAGAUUUUAAGCAGAAAUGUUUAGUGCUUCCCAUGGCUGCACAAACUGUCGUUUGUGAAAUGGCCCCUAGGACGUUAUUAAUGCAGACUUGUUCGUUCUGCAACUUAACUCUUGGUGUCUUGUGUACUUUGAAACGUCUCACGAGUUUUGAAAGUUGGAACGACUAACAAGAUAAUCUUUUGGAUCAGACUUUCUUCGUUGUCUCCCAUGUUUCGCUGCCCUUAAUUAACAUGUAGAAUGAGAAUUGAAGUGAACGGCAUAGUACGGAACUUAACGAGAGACGUAAAGAACAAUAGCCAAAUUGGUCGUUUCUUUUCAGUCCUUUCAUGUGAUGCAGUAAUUGCUAUGUCACAUUGUAGUGUUUUCUACGUAUUGUGAUAAUGUUGCGACUGAUCACGUCAUGACUAGCGCCAGCUCAGAUGGAGACAAGCCAGUGAAAUUACAUAAAGAGACUUGAUGGAUCCGGCAUACAGAAUAGUGCCGGAUGGCCAAGUUCGGUCAGCUGCUGAAGGAGGAAGAGAUGUGCAAGAAGUAGAAGUUGCUACACCUGCAGCAGUGGAUGGUGGUUUGCAGUACUAUGUUGUGUACUCUCAAGAUGGUGCACCAGUCAGUUACACACUUGCACCUCAGGUUGGUGCCACGGGAGGUGCAGUCUAUUGCCCAUCAGGUGCUACUCAGAAUGCCGCUAAUGUUGGCUACCAGUUUGUCGUGGGCGAUCCUGCAAAUCUGAAUGGUACACCAGUUGAGUAUGCUGUUGGGGCUGCAAAACAAGGUCCUGUUGCUGUGGAGUACAGCAUUGGGGGCUCACAGGUUCCAAAUAAUGCUGUAGUAACAUAUGGAGUCCCAGAUUCAGCUGCCAUUGGUUCAGCCUCUUACGGGUCACAUGGAUAUAACACCCCAGGUUCUCCAGAAAGUGAAACACUGUCAUUUACCUAUGGCCAUGGAGAGAAAUGCAUUGUGAGAAAGAGUAAAGAACCACCUCCAGAGUUUGCUCUACCAAAGGGAGGAGGCCAAUCAACAAGGUACUACCUUCUUGAAUCAGAGGCAGUUGCUCAUGAUGAUGGUAUCCUGAACUUGGAGCAGUAUUGUGCAUUUCCUGUAAUAGACAGGCCAAAAGUGCAGAAGCUCUAUGAAUUUGAGAUAAUUGCACGACGGCCGCCACUCGAUAGAGAUCCUGUUCUACAUGCCAUGAUGCUGCGUCUGUAUGCACCAACAUCCAUGGGUGCCAAACAGCGUUUCUGGUUCCUCAUGCGGCAUUGGAGACGCUUCCGUACCAUGGAUCUAGAAAUUGAAUCAGUGACACAGAAAAAUAGUUCACUAAUUGCUAGAUGGGCAACCUCGGAAUCUAAAUCUCAGUCUGCUGCUGACAUAUCUCAUUCAGCCUCAGCUGUUCACCUGUGAAUGAAUGGCUUAUGCAUCAGUAUUACAUUAAGACCUGUCAUGAGAAAAGUUCACAGAGAAGAAGUGUCAAUGUUGUGUUGGGAGUAUUCAUCAAAAAUGAAAAGCUAGUACAUAGUGCAUAUCAACUGCAUUAUAAAGACUGUCUAAAAUUUGUAUUCUAAAAGUUAGGUUGGUGAGUAUAAAGGACGAUAAUGUGAGCUACAUGCAUACUCAUGCGAGUGAAAAUUACACUAGUUUUGCUGAAGGCCAUGGACAACUGAUUGAUUCGUUUAUUCCAUGAAAGUACCUCAGUCACGAAGUAGAAGCAGCAGUUACUUGUUGCAUUGUCUGCUGAGAUUCAUUUGCUUUUUGUAGCUGAAGAAAUGUUGUUGGCUCAUUUAAGAUAAGAACUGAAUGAAAUAAACUGAAAGACUAUUUGCUGUCAUUGUUCUUUUCUUUAUUUUUGCUACUUGUGUUAUACAAUUGUUCCUAGACAGCACAUACACUACGUAUUGUUAGUGAACCUUCCCCAUUUGCUAAUUUAUGUAACAGAUGUAAUAUACAGACAGUAAUUUUUAAAUAAGCAUUUAAAUUUGUCUCGGAUGCUGUAAUUAUUUUUAUAUGAUCUUAAAGCAUUUGUGAUUACUUUUUAAGAUAUAUGCUAAAUAAAAACUGGUGACAAUUUCA
This is a messenger RNA of Schistocerca cancellata (South American locust), 2073 nucleotides long. RefSeq lists its product as uncharacterized. The record is from RefSeq and is a predicted model, not a curated record. The transcript is spliced from 9 exons. The coding region runs from base 463 to 1407 and encodes 314 amino acids. NCBI's taxonomy places the organism in Eukaryota, Metazoa, Arthropoda, Insecta, Orthoptera, Acrididae.